Messenger RNA from Paramecium pentaurelia, 355 nucleotides. The record is from the annotation of a GenBank genome assembly. Lineage: Eukaryota; Ciliophora; Oligohymenophorea; Peniculida; Parameciidae.
UAUGUAAUAACCUAAUGAUGACUAGAUUCCAUUGAAUAUACCAAUAGAGUAGUAUUAAUUACCUGAAUAACUUGAUGGUAUAAAAAUAAUGUUAUUCAAAGAAUUUGGCUAACCUGUAAUGUUCAAAUGUAGUACUUGUGGAGUUUAAGCUGUUUCUAUAUUACAACAUAAACCAGGAACUCAUACUUGGUUAUGCUGUGUUACCCUUUGUAUUUUUGGAGCAUUUUUAGCAUUCUUACCAUUUUAUAUGAAAGAUUGUUAAGAUGUUACACAUGUAUGUCCAGCAUGCAGUCAACCUGUAUUAUUAUUGAGAAUAUAUAAUAGAAAGGAGUUAGACAAUUUAAAGCAUGUUGAU